AUGGAUUAUGGUAGCGGUAGAAGCUUGAUUGACUUCUCUAGCCAAAAAAGAAGCUUGAGUGACUUUAAUGAUGAGAUUCUUUUGCAUAUUCUUUGCUUUGUUUCACCAAAAACCGCCAUUCAAACCAGCAUAUUAUCUAAGAGAUGGCGAUACUUAUGGACGUCAAUUCCUGCACUUUAUUUCACGCAAGAUUCUGAAACCAAGCAUGAAUUGAUCAAUUUUGUAGAACAAGGUCUUUCAAUCCAAGUACCUCCUAGAAGCAUCCAAUUUAAGCUUGUAGGGCACAUGGAUGAUUCAUGUCCUGUUGAAGCAUUGAUUUUUGCAGAAGGGUCAUGUCAUGUUCUUGAGCAUCUGCAUCUAGAAGAUUGCUUGUGGAAAAAUAUCAAGACAGUAACUAUAUCAUCUUCCAAGCUUAAGAAGUUGAUUAUAGAUGAAGCAAAUUGUCCACUUCCAAAUGUUUCGAAUAGGUCUGAUCAAUUUGUAAUUCAUGGGGAUGAUCUCAAAAAAUUCACUUAUAGUGGCCAAUUUUACUUUGAUUACUGCAUCCUAAAUCCUGCAUUGUUAGAAGAGGUAACCAUUAAUGUUGAGGUCUGGCCUCAAAACAUUACUCCCAAUUGGGAUGAAGAUCAUGACUUCCUUAUCAAAUGGUAUUGGGAUCAAAACUUCAUUGCCAACCGCAUAAUGAAGCUUCUAAGAAGGGUUUCUCAUGCUCUAAAUAAGUUGAUAUUUGGGGAUACAACUAUCACGCUUCUAGCCGAGAAUCGGGAAUUUCAAGAUAAUAUGCCAUAUUUCACGAAUCUUAAACAUAUAGAGUUAAAUGCAGUAUAUUCAUUUGACCUAAAGAAGUAUGAAGUUUGGCACAAGCUUAUACAAAGAAGUCCUCAAAUUGAGCGCCUUGACAUGUUAGGUGUAACAUUAUAA
Prosopis cineraria is the source of this 921-nucleotide messenger RNA. Its product is annotated as putative F-box protein At3g58820. The record is from RefSeq and is a predicted model, not a curated record. The transcript is spliced from 3 exons. NCBI's taxonomy places the organism in Eukaryota, Viridiplantae, Streptophyta, Magnoliopsida, Fabales, Fabaceae. Gene Ontology annotation, molecular function: protein binding. The coding region runs from base 1 to 921 and encodes 306 amino acids.